Molecule: messenger RNA, 608 nt
Organism: Chondrus crispus (carragheen)
Lineage: Eukaryota; Rhodophyta; Florideophyceae; Gigartinales; Gigartinaceae
Exons: 4
Coding region: 81-524 (147 amino acids)
Biological process (GO): translation
Cellular component (GO): nucleolus; ribosome; cytosolic small ribosomal subunit
Molecular function (GO): small ribosomal subunit rRNA binding; structural constituent of ribosome
Source: RefSeq, a predicted model, not a curated record
CGCGAUACCAAGCCUAUCGAAGCACACCGAAACCGUCGUAACCCUACGCCGCUGCUUGUUUGCAAACACAAUUCUCCACGAUGGGUCGCAUGCACAGCAAAGGAAAGGGUAUCUCCAAGUCGUCGCUGCCGUACAAGCGCAACCCGCCCACAUGGCUCAAGACCUCUGCGGACGAGGUGACAGACCAGAUCUGCAAGCUGGCUAAGAAGGGUCUCGUGCCGUCGCAGAUCGGCGUGUAUUUGCGCGAUUCGCAGGGCAUCACCCAGGUGCGCGCCGUCACGGGGAACAAGAUCUUGCGCAUCCUCAAGGCCAAGGGACUUGCCCCUGAGCUGCCGGAGGACCUGUACAUGCUUAUCAAGAAGGCCGUGUCUGUGCGCAAGCAUCUGGACAGGAAUCGUAAGGAUAAGGACGCCAAGUUCCGACUCAUUCUCAUCGAAAGCCGUAUUCAUCGCCUCGCCAGGUACUACAAGAAGACGAAGCGCAUUCCGGCUAACUGGAAGUAUGGGCAGACCGUGGUCAACUAAGCCAAUGUAAACCGUCUUUCUGCCUUUGUUACGUUAGCGAGCGCAACGCUAGAAAACAUUAAAGACUUGUUCUUACUUUUCGAA